AUGUUGUCAGCUGAACAGAUGGCCUUAUUCAAGGCGAAUGGCUCUCUCAUCGUUCGAGAUAUCUUCAAUGAUGCCGAGACUGCUGAAGUACAGAAGUGGGCGCAGGAAGUCCACGACUGGACGCCAACUGCUGAUUCUCAUUUCAUGCCCUAUGAGGAGAUAAAUUUUCGUGGAGAGACGGUUCUUUGCCGUGCAGAAAACUACGCCGAUAGCCACGAGGGGCUCAAUGAACUCCUCCGCGGCGAAAGACUCUUGGGGCUUCUGGAGGAAAUUUCAGGAGAGCCCAUUGGUGGAUUUGCGCCGCGUAUUAAUGCCGUGGCUUACAAUCACAUUAAAGAUGUGAAGCAUCUCACCAUCUUGCUUGCUGUUGACAAAUCGACCCUGGACAACGGAGGCCUGGAGGUUGUUGAUGCUAGCCACAACAUGGAUAUUCCCCUCGAUGUUGAAGAUCACUGCAUCACCAAUGAGUGGGUUGACUCCAUGAGUGGAAGCCCGUUGAGCUCGAGCCUGUUGCUCAUUUUCACUUCAUACCUGGCUCACCGCAGCGGGCCCAACCAUAGCAGUGAAAACCGCAAAGCGCUCUAUGCUACGUAUAACCGUCCCAGUGAAGGUGAUUUGCAUCAGGAUUACUAUGAACUGAGGAAGAAAGAGUGGCCCGCUACUCACAUGCGUGAGGAGGGAGAGCCAUAG
Messenger RNA from Trichoderma aggressivum f. europaeum, 690 nucleotides. RefSeq lists its product as uncharacterized. The record is from RefSeq and is a predicted model, not a curated record. The transcript has 5 exons. Bases 1 to 690 code for a protein of 229 amino acids. NCBI's taxonomy places the organism in Eukaryota, Fungi, Ascomycota, Sordariomycetes, Hypocreales, Hypocreaceae.